This is a messenger RNA of Epinephelus lanceolatus (giant grouper), 1710 nucleotides long. RefSeq lists its product as uncharacterized. Gene Ontology annotation, cellular component: nucleus. Lineage: Eukaryota; Metazoa; Chordata; Actinopteri; Perciformes; Serranidae. Gene Ontology annotation, biological process: regulation of DNA-templated transcription. The record is from RefSeq and is a predicted model, not a curated record. Gene Ontology annotation, molecular function: DNA-binding transcription factor activity; cis-regulatory region sequence-specific DNA binding.
CGGAGGCAGAGGUGUCCAACUCCGAGUCCAGUUUUCAACACCAUAAUUUCACCUUUAACUCUGAAACGACGCGUUUUUUGGACAUUUAAGCAGCUGUGAACUCUGCCUGAUUAUCGUUUUGGUGAUUUGCAGUGCUACAGCUGAAUGACCCUGGAAGUUUCCUCCUGGGAGUGAGAUGGAGAAUAGCUCUCAUACACUGCCACCCUUGACACCGUGUCCCACCACUUAUGGAGGGUCCCUGCCUUUCUCCUCCUCGCCGCAGCAGACCUGCUCAAAUGGCCGUGUUUCACUCCCACUCUCACCUAUUUCAUUCCCCCCAUCCCCUUCCUCACUUUCUCCAGCAACAGCAGAGUCUGUUCACUCAUCCUCACCUCUGUCGCACUGCACAGCAUCUCAGUGCCUCGAAGGACAAAACAUACAGUGCCUCAGCCCAGGAAACGUAUCUGACCAGGAUGACCUGACCUGCCUCAACUGGCUGCAUCAGAGGAGCAACCUGCUACCUCUGCAGCCCCUUCCCAAAAUGACAGCACUGCCUCAGCUAGAGUCCUCCACACCAACCCAACCUCCUUCUACUGCCUCGUCCAAGCCACCAUACUCCUUCAGUAGUCUGAUUUUCAUGGCUAUAGAAGACUCACCUGACAGGAGGCUUCCAGUGAAGGACAUCUACGACUGGAUUGUGAACAAUUUCCCUUACUACAGGACAGCUGCUGGAGGCUGGAGGAACUCUGUCAGACACAACCUGUCCCUGAGCAAGAGCUUCCGUCGCAUUCAGAGGGACAAGAGCCAGUCAGUGGGGAAGGGAUCGCUGUGGUGUGUGUGUCCAGAGUAUCGGCCUGCGCUCCUUGAAGUGCUGAGGAAGACCCACAGCUAUCACAGCAACAACAUCCAUCUGUUAAACAAGCCCGCACUGUUGGAAGGAGCUGAGUUUGGGGUGCCUGCAGUGUGCGACUCUAUGGAAAUCUCAGAUCCUCUUUCUCACACCCUCCUCCUUUCCACGCCCUCACCCCAAAUCCUGAACACCGACAACCCAACUUUCUCUGAAAGCCCUCCGUGCCCCUUGACCCCGGAUCACGAGGAGCUUGUCACCAUGGAGUCGGUUGACUACCAGCAGGAGGAGGUUAGCAAGGAGAUGGAGAAGGACCCCCUGUCAGACAGCGGGUACAUCGAGUUACACUAUUACCAGUCUCACCAGUACCAGUACCUGGUGCUGCCGGGUGACACCGAGCUGGACCUGGAGACUGUGGAGAUCCUUCAGCUGGAUGCCGAGGCCCAGGAGGCUGCUGGGUCACUGCUGGACCUGGCAGGUGGUGGAUAUUAGUGUUACAUCUCAUCUAACAAUCACACCUGAUGCAAUGCUUCAAUAUAUUGAAAGCAAAUGAGGAAAUGAGAAAAAAUAAGGAUUAUGUUUUGUAGUCUUAAAGGUGCAGUGUGUAGGAUUUAGGGGGAUAUACUGGUAGAAAUGGAAUAUGACAAGUAUGUUUUCUUUAGUGUAUCAUCACCUGAAAUGAAUCCUUGUCCACAUAGAUCACCAUUUGGCACCACCAUGUUUCUACAGUAGCCCAGAUGGUACAAACCAAACACUGGCUCUAGAUAGGGCCAUUCAUGUUUUUGCGUCAGCGACCAUACUUAGCCCCUCUGCAAUGAGGGCAUCAGAAAAACACUGAUUUUUUUAACGUGAAACUGCUUCAUUCGGUGUUCUUACUGGUUUAA